Penicillium canescens is the source of this 264-nucleotide messenger RNA. Its product is annotated as acyl carrier protein. The transcript has 2 exons. The coding region runs from base 1 to 264 and encodes 87 amino acids. The record is from RefSeq and is a predicted model, not a curated record. Gene Ontology annotation, molecular function: phosphopantetheine binding. Lineage: Eukaryota; Fungi; Ascomycota; Eurotiomycetes; Eurotiales; Aspergillaceae.
AUGGCUGCGGCCAAGCACGAUGUCGCCUUAGUGCAAAAAAUUGUGGUUAGCUUGCUGCUGAAGCCAGAAGAAGACCUGCACACGUUGUGCUCGCUGUCUGCCCCAGGAAUGGAUUCCCUGGUGACGACCGAGGUGAGACAGUGGUGCGAAAGGACUUCUGAAUUCGAUAUCAGUGUGCUUGAAAUGAUGGACAUAGACACAAUUGAGGCCCUUGUAAAGCACGCUGCGAAAGAACUGCUCAAAUUGUUCCAUGGUGGUCAGUAG